AUGGUUGGCGCGCUCGACGAGGGCAUGACCAAGAUCUGCGAGGAGCACGGCAUCCCCACCCUCUCAAUCGAGGCAAACUCCAUCAAGAACCGCGGCGCCGCCAACCUGCGCUUCGACUACUCGGCGUACAAGCGGAUGGCCGCGAUGAAGGUCCAGUUCUACUCCAACAUCCUCCGCCUCGGCUUCAACGUGUGGGCGUGCGACGCCGACACGGCUUGGAUGGCCCACCCGGCACCCUCGGCAAGAGAGGCCCCGUGCGGGGGAGGGGCGCAACGUCACAGCUGUCGGCGUGAGCAGGCACCCUUCGUCAACGAGUACCCCAUGCAGUACGUUGACAUCCUCACCACCACCGACUGCAUAGACGUCGAGGGCGACACGAAGGGCGGCUGCUGGCACGUCGACCACAACACGGGCCUUGUGUACAUGCGCGCGCGGCAGGGAGUGCUCGACUUCACUGCGGCGUGGAAGCAGAAGAUCGAGACGACGCGAGACGUCAUGAUCCGCGACCAGGCGGCGCUCAACCUGCUGAUGCGCGAGGGGUUCCGCUCCAAGGAGUGGGAGCCUCCGCCCGACCCGCAGGGCAGGACAAAGGCGCGCCCUAUCUACAAGGCGUGGAACGACAGGCUCAAGAUCGCGCGGCUGCCGCUGCGCUAUUUUGCAAACGGGCACACCUUCUUCGUGCAGCGCAUGUACGCGCGCAAGGAGGCUGACGGCUCGGACCACCCGCCGCCCUUUGCGCUCCACAUGACCUACCAGUACGGGGAUUCGUCCAAGUUUGCGUACGGCAAGCGGCAGCGGAUGCGCGAGGCUCGCGUCUGGUGGGUGGACCCGCCCUCGUACUUUAGCGAGGGGCGGUACCUCGCCGUCGCGCCCGAGGGCGCCGCGCUGCCGAUCGACACUCUUCCAAACAGCGUCACUACCGCCGAGGCCGCCGGCCGCUUCAACAAGGAGGAUUCGCACUUGCGCGAGACGUUGCGCGAUGCGCUGGGGCUUGCCACCGCCCUGAACCGCACGCUCGUGGGCGGUGCCUUUGGAAUGACUCUCCCCUUCGACUGCCCCGCCGACCACAUACUGCCGCUCGUCGGCUGGUUCGAACAGGGCGUCGCCUUUCGCGAGCCUGGCUUCUUGACCGAUCCGCGGCUCUCGCCCGACAUCAAGUCGAGCUGGGUGCGCGUGGACGCGCCGCCGAUGUCAGCCAGCCAGGCGCGCGACGCGCUGCGCCCGUACGAGCAUGUGCGCGUGCUCGAGUUCAAGUCCACCUUCCGAAAGUUUUGCGGCUUUGAGGACGCGACUGCGGGUGCCUCUUUUGAGCGGGUCGCAAAGGCGGUCGUGCCGUACCACCGCACCUUUUGCGCCGAGGAUUGGACGCCCGAGAGCUGCGUCGGCCCCCGCAAGGGUUGUGUGCCCUUUUAUGCGCCGUGCUGCCACGGCUCUCCCGGAAGGCACUUCCCGUGCGUCUACCUGAACAAGCCACCCGAUUUCAAGGGCCACGCCAUCAGCGACCGGCCAGCCUUUUGCCCAGCACCCGACCCGCACGGCUCGACGCCGGCGGUGCACGAGGAGCGCGUCGUCGACUACCCCGAUCUGUCGCCCAACCCGCGCUCGCGGCAGUUCCACAAGAUCGUCGACGACUUUCGGAAAAAACCGGGGCGGAAGAAGAGAUAG
Molecule: messenger RNA, 1665 nt
Organism: Emiliania huxleyi CCMP1516
Lineage: Eukaryota; Haptophyta; Isochrysidales; Noelaerhabdaceae
Exons: 3
Coding region: 1-1665 (554 amino acids)
Biological process (GO): cell wall pectin biosynthetic process
Cellular component (GO): Golgi apparatus
Molecular function (GO): arabinosyltransferase activity
Source: RefSeq, a predicted model, not a curated record